Molecule: messenger RNA, 1511 nt
Organism: Archocentrus centrarchus (flier cichlid)
Lineage: Eukaryota; Metazoa; Chordata; Actinopteri; Cichliformes; Cichlidae
Product: CAP-Gly domain-containing linker protein 2
Exons: 7
Coding region: 847-1356 (169 amino acids)
Source: RefSeq, a predicted model, not a curated record
UGCUCACACAGAGCUGGUGCAUAGCAACAGGUCAGUGUGCCUUGUGUGGCAUAUUAGCAUUCACCACAGACUGGGACAGAGGCCCUUUUAGCAGAGAUGGGAGCUGCCAUUUCCCUAUGACUUCACAUGGGAGUUUUCUUCUUGCCUAAAGUUAAGCUUCUGGAAAAGGUCAGUGCCCCACUAAAUCUCUGCAUUUUCCAGCGAUAAGCCAUGAUUUUUAUUUUUAUUUUGUGUGAUUAUCUGUGGAUGAGGGCAUAGCCUGGCAGCGUUGACCUACAGAUGGUAUAACCUACUUUUUUUCUUAGAAGCCUACAACUGAUUAUUUAGACUCAUUAGACCACAGGUUUGUGAAACCAAAUCCACUCUAUUGUAAAGAUCAUAUCAUUUCAGCUGUACUACUUCAGGCCUUCAUGAGCUGCAGGAGAAAAAUAAAUGAACAUUUCUUCAUUGUCUGAUCAGAAUAGCACAAUGUGAGAGCACGGUGCUUUAACAUGACAGUCCUAUGGACUGUGUUUACAUGGACAUUUAAAGGGAUACUCUGCACCUGCAGGUUCCUUUGGAUAUGUCCAUACAAUGCUAUCAAAUUCUUACCAAUGGAGAAAAGCAUUACAGAGGUCAAAAGUCAACAGCUGAAACAAGCUGUGGGUUCUGAAUGUAACAGGAUUGCAGCCAUACCAGGCAGCCCUGACCGAACAGUUGCCCUCCAGAAAAGACUCACCAAAACUGAGAAGAGCUGCUGUCACUGAAGACCAGGUUGCUUGUGAGAGAGCAUCAUGGGAAAGGAGGUUUACAGAGCUGCAGAGAAAACAGGAAGAGCUACGUAAUCAGCUGGAGUCUCAAGUGUUGAUGAAGGUGGGCAGUUACAAUGACCAGGGAGAGUCGGGAGUGGACAAUGGAGAAGAAUUUCAUGAGUGCUCAAGUGGCCUCCACCAACACAGAAGGUCUGGAAUGUCAUCAAGAAGUGACAGUUAUCGAUGCAGUUUGUCAGGCAGCCAGUUAUCGUUGUCCUCAGCACGGAGCUCAAGACCUGCCUCCUCGUCCUCAUCUUCAGCCUCCAGUGUGAGAUCAUGGAGAACAUCUCAAGGGCCACAUCGAGUUUUUGUUCCCCAUUCCCCCAUGGACUUACAGCUGGGUCAUCGGGUCAGGAUCAUGCUGCCAUCUGGGAGGAUCAGCACAGGAACGGUUCGUUUCCUGGGCCGCCUGCAGGGGGAGGUAGAUCUCCACCUUGGAGUGGAGCUGCAAACUCCUGAUUCAGGUCUGUGCGAUGGGACUCAUAUGGGACACAGCUACUUUGAAUGCAAACCUGGAUAUGGGGCCUUUGUGCCAUUCCACAAACUACUAAUGGCAUGGGAAUAACAGAAAUGCAUACAUCAGGCAGAGCUGGCCAUCAACUCGAGGACCAGCUGAAGGCAGAACAGUAGUUCUUGUCAUGGAUCUGAUACUUCAGUAUAAUGGUAAAUUGCCUGUGAAUAUAUACAAAUUUCUUAUUCAUAAUAAAAAUAAUCAGUCAA